This is a messenger RNA of Eimeria tenella, 554 nucleotides long. RefSeq names its product glutamine-dependent NAD(+) synthetase protein, putative. NCBI's taxonomy places the organism in Eukaryota, Apicomplexa, Conoidasida, Eucoccidiorida, Eimeriidae. Gene Ontology annotation, molecular function: NAD+ synthase (glutamine-hydrolyzing) activity; glutaminase activity. The transcript is spliced from 3 exons. Gene Ontology annotation, cellular component: cytoplasm. Gene Ontology annotation, biological process: NAD+ biosynthetic process. The annotation marks the transcript as partial. The record is from RefSeq and is a predicted model, not a curated record.
AUGAAACAGUUUUUGGGUACUACACGAAGUAUGACUGCAGCAGCGGAGAUAUAAAUCCAAUUGGGUCUUUAAAUAAACAAAAUGUGCGGAAAGUGCUGCAGUGGGCUGCGGAGAAGGAGCCUUUGAAGUGCGGGGUUGUUCGGGAAAUUCUGCUGCAGCAGCCCAGCGCGGAGCUGCGGCCGCCGGCAGCAGCAACAGCAGCAGCAGCAGCAGCAGCACAAACUGAUGAAGAGGAAAUGGGACUUUCUUAUGAUGAAUUAUCUCUUUUUAAUUUCUUGAGAUUUAAUCUGCGAUGUGGGCCCUUUAGUCUUUUUCUCCAAACCCUCCGACUCGGACAAACCGCAAACCCCGACGCCCUCUACAGGUUGGUGCGGCGGUUCUUCUGGGGCUACACGCGGAAUAGACACAAGUCCGCGACUUUGACUGCGGGGGCGCAUUUGGUGGACUUGGCCUCUGGAGAUAAAGAACUGGACUUGAGGCCUCUUUUGUAUCCUUCUUUGGAGUGGCAGUUUCGCGAAAUGCGGAAGAAAUUAGGGUUUAGAGAGGGCGUGUGA